CGGAUUCCCGCUCCGGGCUCCUCUCCGGAUUCCCGCUCCGGAUUCCUCUCCGGAUUCCCGCUCCGGGCUCCGUAUUGCGCGUCGUGGCGAGGGGGAGGAGCGAGAGGAGUUUGCUGUGGGUUGGACUUGCCCACUUGCCCGCCCGGCCGCGGAAACAAAAUGUGCUUGCAGCAGCAGCAACUAAAAUAAACUAAAAUAGCAACUCUCAACUAUUUAUAUUGUUACCAGGUAACGGGCUGCAGCUACGUCGCUUUUAUUUUCCUUCAUGGGCGACCUUUGCCAUCACAAACGACAGCUCACACGAAGUGGCUGAUGCCGUCAUCGUCGUCAUCGUCAUCAUCGUCUUCGUCAUCGUCGUCAUCGUCGCGUGGACAUUUGAAGCAAUUGGCGGGACCCCGGGUUCCCAUCACGGCCCCGUGGUGUGAACCCCCGCGUAGCGACAGGAGUCUCGUUGCCUUACCGACGACAAAACCAGCGUCGAUCGAUUGGCCUCGUCGGGAGCUACUCGGGGCACGAAGCCUCGUCAAAAGUAGAAACUUCACACGAACUCGGCAAAUUCACCGCCUGGUGGGGGGGCGGGCGGCUCGCCUCGCCAAAGAAGCCGAGGAUCGCCGGCCGACCGGAGGGCGUCGCCGCCGCCGCCGCCGCCACCGCCCGCGACCGCGGCGGACGCCCCCCGGGGCUCGCGUUUGUCCGGCGGGGUGGCGCCCGUCGUGCCGAUCGCCACCCGCCGGCGCUGCCGGCGUGAGUCUGGGCGGGCGGCGCGUUACUGUCGGGGUCGCGAGUGGGCGGACUGAACAACAACAACAAUUAUUAUUAUUGUUGACCUGAUUUUUGCAGGACCCUGGGGUCCCGCCAAAUGAUUCAUUUGUAGCAGGAGACAAAUGCGUCUAAGCGCGUGGCCACGUCGACCCUAAAUUCGGAGGGGAAAAUCCGACGCCACGGGGAGAGAGAGAGAGAGAGAGACAGGCAUCUUCAGGGUCGGGAUCGAGCGUACCACCUCCUGCAUACCCGGCGAGAGAUGUAACAUUCCCUUGCCACGACGGCGCCCCUUAGCAGCAGCUGCAGGAGUUGCAGCAACAGUUGCAGCAGCAACAGCUGCAGCAGUUGCAGCAGCAGUAGCAGCAACAGUUUCAGGAAAAUUUGCAGCAGCAGCAGCAGCAGUAAGAGUUGCACGAUGGACGUGGACGUGUGUGGAGAGGGCGGGAGGCUCCACACCGCGGUCACCGGCGGCGACGAGCAGUCGGCGGCCGCCCGUCGCCACGGCGACGGGACCGUUGCCGGGGGCGACCGUCGCCGGCUGAGCUGCAGCGCCGACAGCUUCCCCCGCUCGACGCAGCGGCGGCGCUGGCCGUCGCGCGACGCCGGACCCCCCGCCGGGGCCGCCGCUCGCCCCCUCAAGAGGCGCUCGCCGACCAAGGAGGCGGAGGCCGGGGGGCGGCCGCGGCCCAACAGCGGCGUGCACAGCGACUACGCGCUGCGCGUGGCGCGUGAGAGCCACAGGCAGCAGCAGCAGCGGCGGUGGGCACUGUGGAGCUCCUGUCCCAACCUGGAGACCGCCGCCACCGCCACUGCCGCCACCACCACCGCCACCACCGCCGCCACCACCGCCGCCACCCGCCGCCACCGCCGCCACCACCACCGCCACCACCGCCGCCACCGCCGCCUGGUCUUCUUCUCCUCCGGGGUCUUCGUCCGCCUUCCCCGCACCUCCCUUCUUCUCCGCGUCUCCGCUUUCUCCGUUCUCUCCGCCGUGCCUCCCGGCCCCCUUCUCCCGGACUCCACGACCGCCAUCCCCCUCCUCUCCCCCCCCUCCUCCUCCACCUCCUCAAGUCGCGUCGUCGUCGCCGUCGCCGCCGCCGCCGGCCGCCCCCCGCGCGGAGCGCCGCUCCCCGCGUUGCCGCCUCUCCUGCGUGCUGCUCGGGGCGCCGGGCUUCUCCGUGCUCCCGUCCAGGCCCAGCUUCCUGCCCGGCAGGGCCGCCCCCGGCGGCCGCGCCGGGGAGGCCCCGGCGGCCGACCGGGCGUCGGCCGCCUCGCUCCCCGGGGAGGGCGGCGCGGCUCGGUCGGCGAGCGGGAACGCCGACGCGGCGAUGGAUCUGACCGACGGGGACGCGGCUUUGCCGUCGACGGACGGCAGCGCUUCGGAGGCAGCGGAUUGGGCCAACGGGGAGGCGUCCUCGCCGUCGACGGGCGGGAACGCCGCGGGGGCGAAGGAUUCGGCUUUGACGUUGGCCAAUGGCACAGCCGUCGGGACCAUGGGCUUGGCCAAUGAGGCGGCAGCUUUGUCGCUGACCAACGGGAGCGCGGCGUCGGCGGCACGAUCGACCAAUGGCGGCGUGGCGGGUGGCGCCAGGGUGGCGUCGGCACGGUUACGGCCGUUGUCAAGAAGUACUCCUGUGGGCCUGGACCACGUUGGGGGAAGGGGCGUGGGCAGUAAGGGAGUUCUGGCUGACAGCUCUCCCACCCACCACGACCACCACCAUGACGACGACGAUGAUGAUGACGAUGAAGAUGACGAUGAUGACGACGAGGAGGAGGAGGAGUUGGAUGCGAUCGCGGCCGUGCGGAGUGGGGGGCACGCAGCGCGGGGGCCCCCCUUCCACUUCAGUGUCCCAGGCGCGGGAGGAGGGGAGCAGAUGGUGGUGAGCAAGCUGUUGGCGGAGGGUGUGGCGGUGCGUGCCGAGUCGCUGUGGGACCGUGUGUCGCUGCGCCACGAUGAGUUGGCGCUCUCCGCCGGAGAGGAGGUGGAGGUGCUGGAGGCGCCCGGCGUGGGAGGAGGCGGUGGUGGCGGUGCGGUGGGGGGCGGCUGGUGGUGGUGGUGGUGCCGGGCGCGCGACGGCCGCCUUGGCUGGGUGCCGGCGGCCUUCCUGCGGCUCCGCGUGAACCAAGAGGAGGAGGAGGGGGAGGGGCCGGCACCUCCCCUUGGACCGCCGCCACCGCCGCUGCCGGGCGCCGCGAGCGGAGCGUCGGCAGCCUCCCCGCAUCUCCCCCCCACCUCCUCCUCCACCUCCUCUGCCUCCGCCUCGUCCUCGUCGACGCCGCACGCCGACGAGAUGAGGUCGAGGGUGGUGCGUGAGAUCUUCGACACGGAGAAGCACUACCUCGCUCAGCUGGGCGACAUCUGUGAGGGCUACCUGCUGCAGUGCCGCCGCCGGCCGGACUUGUUCACCGCGGAGCAGCUGGGCCUCAUCUUCGGCAACGUGGAGCAGAUCGUCGCCUUCCAGGCGCGCUUCCUCGGCGCGCUCCGGCGACGCUUCGUGGCGACCUCGCCGCACAACACCUGCGUCGGCGCCGUCUUCCUGCAGCACCGAGAGGGAUUCCGCGUCUACUCCGCGUACUGCAACAACCACCCGCGGGCGUGCGCCGAGUUGGCGAGACUCGCCCAGCUGGGCCGCUACGGCCACUUCUUCGAGGCGUGCCGCCUGCUGCGUGGGAUGAUCCACAUCGCCCUGGGCGGCUUCCUGCUGGCGCCCGUGCAGAAGAUCUGCAAGUACCCCCUGCAGCUCGCUGAGCUGCUCAAGUACACGCCGCCGGAGCACGGCGACUUUGUGAGCGUGGCCGCCGCGCUGGAGGCCAUGAGGGGCGUCGCGCUCCUCAUCAACGAGCGCAAGCGGCGCUUGGAGAGCAUCGAGCACAUCGCUGGCUGGCAGAGGGGCAUCGUUGAGUGGCAGGGCACGGACGUGCUGGAGCGGAGCUCGUUGCUGAUCCACUCCGGGGAGUUGGUGAUGCAGUCCGCAUCCCGGCCCAGGCCCCAGCUCCGCGUUUUCUUUCUCUUCGACCACCAGCUCGUGUACUGCAAGAAGGACUUGCUGAGGAAGGACAUGCUGCACUACCGCGGACGCUUUCCCACCGACGGACUCGCGGUGGAGGACGUCCCGGACGGCAAGAGCGAGGAGCUCCAGGUGUGUGUGCGACACGCCCUGCGUAUUUCGGCUGGCGCCCUCUCCGAGCCGCUGCUGCUGAGCGCCCGCAAGGAGAGCGACAAGGCCCAGUGGCUGGUCGCCUUCGAGCGCGAGACCAGCGCCGUGGCAGACGGAGACAAGGAACUGGGGUUCGUGCUGACCGACGCGCAGAGAGCCCAGGCGAUGGAGGACGCGCUGAAGACGGUGCAGAGGAGCAAGCCCAGAGGACUGACGCACUCGCAGUCCGUCCGCCACCGCCGCUGUGCCGCCCGCAGCGCCGCGCCGCCCGCACCUUCGGCGGCCUCCUCCUCAUCAUCCUCCUCAUCCUCCUCCUCAUCCUCCGCCACGUCCACGGUCGCCCCCUCUCCCGCCGCGCCCCUCAAGCGCAAACCCUCGGCAUUCUGGGCCAACCUCGGCAGGUUGGCGCCCUUCCGAAAGUGACCGCCGACUUUCGACGACGGCGACCGGGCCGCGGCGACGGGAACGUGGAAUUUCCAUCGGCCGCCGUGCCCGAGCGCGAGGGGGAGCGUCCGCACUUCGAACCGCGGAGCGAGCGGCGAUAUCGCCCCGCGCCACGGGAACGCCGCCGCCGCCGCCGCCGCCACGGCGAGUUGACGGUGCAGAGCUGUCGUUGAGAGGCGCUGAGUUGGAGCUGACAGCACGCGGUGCUGAGUUGGUGUGGACAGCACGCGGUGUGGAGUUGGUACAGACAGCACACGGUGCGGAGUUGUCGGGCAACCGCAUUCAUCUCUCUCCUCACCUCUCACCAACUCCCCCCUCUCCCCCUCUCCCCCUCUCCCCCUC
Messenger RNA from Petromyzon marinus (sea lamprey), 4706 nucleotides. Lineage: Eukaryota; Metazoa; Chordata; Hyperoartia; Petromyzontiformes; Petromyzontidae. The record is from RefSeq and is a predicted model, not a curated record.